Molecule: messenger RNA, 2878 nt
Organism: Homalodisca vitripennis (glassy-winged sharpshooter)
Lineage: Eukaryota; Metazoa; Arthropoda; Insecta; Hemiptera; Cicadellidae
Product: zinc finger MYND domain-containing protein 11-like
Exons: 16
Coding region: 336-2612 (758 amino acids)
Biological process (GO): regulation of transcription elongation by RNA polymerase II
Molecular function (GO): transcription corepressor activity; protein binding
Source: RefSeq, a predicted model, not a curated record
UUUGCACUGUACGAAUCCGUCUUGUCACAACAAAAAUAAAACAGUGAAAGGAUUAAUGAGGGAAAGUAGGAAAUGUUGUGAUCGGUGUGUUGUAUCUUUUGUUUUGUUUUGUCUAUGUUAAGAUUGUGUUUUGUGUGAGUGAAUUUAUAUGUUCGAAAAAUUAAUGCAUUAUUCGGUUUCAUAAUGGCUUUAAUAGUUGAUAAUGUGCCAGACUAUUCAAGUAAAUAAGUUCAACAAGUUCACCGAGAAUAAAACCAAACAUAUCUAAACACCAGUAACCAUACAACUUGUUGUAUGAAGGAACAAGAUUCAAGCUGAGUGUUAAAACUUCCAAGAUGAAUAAAAAGUUGUUCUACGCAAUGUCCCGUCGGAGAGUGUCUUGUCCGCAGAUGACACAGCAACUCUGGGAUGCAAUCAAGACCAUUAAAUAUCAACGACAGGUUGCAGACAUAGACCGAAUUUCCAAGUACAUGAAUAAAGUUCAUAAUGUUGGUCUAGAGGAAGUCACUCGUCAGUUGAACUACUGUGUCAGAGAUGGUUUAUUGCAAAUGACAAAACAUGUCGGUUUUAAGGGAUCCAAAAUUGGUGUUGAGACUGAAAGCUACAAAUUACCUGGUGAUGAGGUGGAGAAGGAUAGCCAUGACUGGUACUGCUUCGAGUGUCACCGAGGUGGAGACGUGAUCUCUUGUAAUACCUGUCACCGGGUGUACCACCUCGCUUGUAUUGCCAAGGAGGAGUUGCCGGAGACGGAUGUCAAGCACAAGUUUGUCUGCAACGUGUGUAAGAUGAUCAACGCCAAAGAGGAUAAUUUUGAGAUCAAGAAAAGUCAACUGAAUAGAUUGCUUAGGCUUACUUUAAAGAGAUUGAAGUUAAGGCUACCGAUGUCUCUCACGGAGCGUCAUGUGCUGUGUAAUGCAUCAGGUACACCAUUUAUAUACGAUAGACAAGGCAGCAUACGCAGGCCAAGUUCUGAACUGCCUAGUGUCAUCAAGUGGGUGAACGAUGACAAAGAUACAUGGCGUCAGAAUUAUUUACUAUACAGACCAAUGGACUUACAAAUGAUGGAAGCAAAGGCUCAGGCGGGAAAAUAUGAGCACCUGGAAGAGUUCAAAGCUGAUGCUCAGACAAUAGUUCACAAUGUUGUCAUAUACCAUGGAGUUCAUAGCACCGUAGCUGAUCAUGCUCGUCUGAUGUUGCGUUAUUGCACAUGUGAUCUACAGGAGAUUCGUCAGUGUCGUGACUGUUACAAGGUCUCGUACGGGAAGAACAACAAGCAUUGGUUCUGCAAACCCUGCCGCCCUCCUCAUAUGUUGGUUUAUGCUAAGCAAAAAGGAUAUCCUUAUUGGCCGGCCAAGGUUAUAAAGAUAAAUGGAGAUCUCUAUGAUGUGCGUUUCUUUGGUGGUCUGCAUCAAAGGGCUGCUGUAGAAAAAGCAUACAUAAGGCCAAUAUCUAUCAACAUUAAUUCUUUACAGGUUAAAAGAACUUCUUCUUGGAACAAAGCCUGUGAAGAACUUAAACGACAUCAAGAUUUAUUAGAAAAAUUAAGAUUGGCAACAAACAACUUCACCACACCUUCUCAAGACAGCUCCAGUGACUCCAGUGACAAUGAGUCUAUUCAAGAUAUAGAAGAUGCCUCACAAGCAGCAGCUGACGAAGCUGCCAAGGAGAGAGAAAGGGUUGUAGAAGAUUCUGAUAUAUCAGAUCUGUCAGAGGAUGAAGAAGAAGCUCCUUUAUUAAAACGACUAAAGCAAGAAUCAGCUGUACAGCAGCCGAAAGAAGAAGAGGUCAUUCCAACAAAAAAGAAAUUAAAGAAAGUUCCUAGCAAGAAUAUUACCUUGCCAUCACUGAGGGGACCAAAAGGUAAAAGGGGGCGUGGAAGACCUCCUGGAUCUACAAAUUCCAAGAAACUAGGGAAAAAUAAAGUGCCACUAAUACAAGAAACCGAUGAAAAAGAUGCCCCACCUUUGAGAAUUAAAGGGAAACGAGGUCGACCACCUGGAUCCAAAAGCAGAGCAUUUAUGUUAAAAGAAAAACUUAUAGAAAUGCAAAGAAAAAUGGAAAAAGAGUUUGAAGAACAGAAAAAGAAAAGGGAUGAAGAAGCCCUUAAAAACAAAUUUAAGGAAGAAAAAUCAGAUGAUUAUGAAAAGGUUGAAUCAGAUUCUUCUCCUGUAGAAGAAAAUGUUGAGAUAUCUUCCACAAGUCUUCCAACUUCAUUGAGUAAGAAAGAAGAAGAAGAAAUAGUAAGUUCAUCUUGUCAAGAACCACAAGUACGCAGUAUUGGAGUACAAACAAAACAACAGCCUGCAGUAGAAAUCAAUAAAUCAACUUCUGAUCAGCUUUCUGAAGAAGAAAUAGCAAAGAUACGAGAAGAAGUCCAUGAAGAGAAAAGCAAGGAGAUAGAAAGGUUGAAAAUAGAACAUGCUGCUGAAAUUGUGGAUCUGCAAGAAAAACAUAAACUUUAUGUGACUGAGAUAAAGAAAAAGCAGUGGUGUUACAACUGCGAGACUGAGGCUAUCUACCACUGUUGCUGGAACACAGCGUACUGCAGCAUAGACUGUCAACAGCUUCACUGGCAGAAAGAGCACAAGAGAGUUUGUCGCCGCAAGCGUUAACAUUAAUGCCUUUUCCUUAAACAAGAUUGAUUGGAUAAGUUUGUCUUUUUAAGUUUUGCCGUCCCUCUAUAAAUAAGACUUUGGUUUUUAGAAAGGAAAUUAUGGGGAUUACAUUUCCAGUGAGUUUAAAAUUCCUAUCUGAAAAUUUAACCAACCUUAUAUAAUUCUUUUACAGUUUACUUUUAUUCAUAUUGCUUUGAUAAUUAUCCCACAUCAUAGGAAACUAUUUAGGGAUAUUUUGUUAUUAAAUAGAUUUUUUACCAAGA